AAGUUUGUGAUAAGGAUGACCUUUCACCGGAGUCUGAGAAUUGUCAAUAUCAACAAAGCCCAGAUGGGAAUGAAGGGGAUGAAUUUGUGUUCGAUGGGUAUUCCAGAUUGAAGCUGAGAUCAGGCUCCAGAUGCUCUGUGAGAAUUGGAGGCAAGUAUGGGUGGGCUAGAGCUCAGAGGAAUGUGUUUCUAGCUUGCAAAGAGGUUUUUAAGGAGAUGUAAUUUGGAAAGAUUUCAGUCAGAGCAACAUCGCUCUUCAUUGCUGUUCAUCGCUGUUGAAGAAUCAACUCGUGCUUAGUUUCGGUUCAUGCCUCGUCUCAUGUGUUUGGAUUAUACUUUUGAAGCUCAUGUUUUCUGGUUUCUUUGGAAUUGCUUUGUUAUUCUUGGAACUCUGUACUUUUAUCUACGAACACUCUGAACUGUGUUUUAUGGAUUGCACUCUCAAUUGGAUUAUUGUUUGCUGUACUGCUUUUUAUUAGGUUUUGUUAUUCUUUAUCAAUAAACUGAAAAACUCAAGCCUGCUGUGGUGGAGUGUGUGUGUAGCAAGGUGAACCAGCACUGAGGUGCGACAUAUAUAGUGAAAUUUCACUGAAAUGGGGUUAGUCCCAAGCAACUUCAGCCUAAUUAGGACCUCAUCACCUUUGCUACUAGAAUCACCACGGAUCGUGGCAAAUCCAGAGGUGCCCGUUACCCCACACUCUGCCUUGCCUGACUUACCUCUAACCCCAUCUCACAGGGCAAGUGUCCAGUGCCCAGCUUCUCCCCAUUGUUGUUAAUGCCUGCCAGAAGUAGCUGUACAUCAUAGAAUGGGAGCCAGCAGGCUCCGUGGCAAAAAUGAAUCAGCAUAUGCUGCCAAAUUUUGGGCUGUCUGAUGAAGUUGUUAAUCUCAGUUUUAACUGUAUUAUUCAGUGACUUCAUAGCCAGAGUAUGAGAAAAAAACAAGCAGCAAAUCAGGGCAUGGUGGAGAAACCCAUAUUGUUUUUCAAUGUUGCUUCUCAUUUGGGGAGUGACAAGAUUCAACUUACACAUUGCUAGAAAAAAACUGGUAGAACUGCAUUAUUUUAAAGGGGGGUAAUGUUUUGGUAAGCUUCCCUAAACAUACAGAGACUCACCUCCUCUGUUUAUGGCAAAGCAGCAUAUCAGGGAGAUAAUUACAUUGCUGAACUGCCUUCUCCCUGAUAUGGUAGUUUUCUCCAUAAAAGAAAAACAAUGCCAGAAUUCAGUUUUGGAAAUCUUUCAGGAGUGAUCUCUUGUGGGUCUGCUCCAAUGACAAUGGAUCCCCACCCUUAGUCUAUAUGUGAUCCUGAUGAUGGAACUAUUUACAAUGGGUCGCAGUACUCAGAUUAACGCUAUGGUGGCAGAGAUGUCUAUUUAUAUUCCCCAUGAUGUCCUAGGGUAUCUGAAUGUAAUACAGUAUGAUUCCCAUAUCUAUGAGGGAUGUAUUCCAAGAUCACCACCACUUGUGGAUACCUGAAACUGUGAGUAAUAGUAAAGUUGUGCAAUGGAAUCACACUUGAGGGCCUACACAGACCAACAGUCACUUCAAGGAUGCUGGGAAUUUUGGGGAACAUGGGUAAGUGAAUCUCUAGAUACUGAAUUUGUGGACAAGGAGGUUGCACUGCACUCCUCUGGGGCUCUGUAAGCAAUUGAAAUAGUGGAUGUCCACGAGUCAACCACUUGACAUGAGAUCUAAGGCACACACCAGCACUGAUGAAAAUGGAACCAUAGUUUGCUUUUUAAAAAGAUCUCUCAAAAGUUACUUUUGGACUACAGUUUCCAGAAUCCCUAGUUAACACUGUUGCCAUGGGACGAUAUCUGGGAUCAGAAUAAAAAAUAACUUUCCCAUGCCUGGGUGUGAGAUUGCACAAUUCAGCAUCUUGUCUACUCGGUUUUUGCUUUGUUCUGUGCCAUGUACAUAUUGUCUUUAUAGACUCCAACAGAACUCAUUCUGUUUUAUGAAACAGGGUAUGACUCCACUAACUUUUGCAUGCUCCAUGUUUGAAGUGCGGCCAGAACGAAAGACAAGGUCCAGUCUGCUGAAAAAGAAGAAACCCCAUCAAUUUUUAUUUUCUUAACUUGAGUAUAAUUGCGAGAUUCGAUGUAGUUAAAGUCCAGCCAGCUGCAAACAUCGCAUUGUGCUCCAGCCAACUGUGGGCUAUUAAGAUGUGUGAGUGCCAGAAAUUAUGAGCAGUGGUUUAAUAUGCAUAGUUAUAGCCACACAUCAGCCAAAGUGAAUAAUAGCCAGACUGUAAAAUAAUUACAACAAUGUCUUGAACAGAAGCCAGGCACAAGAGAGCAGAACCAUUCGUCUCCCUUAAUUUGUGUACAGUUCCUUGCAACAGCGCAGAAACUUUCUGAAGGCACUUUGCACAGGGUGUGUGUGUGUGUGUCAUGCUGCUGAAACAGCUGGAAAACUUUUAUUUUGAAGAAAGGGGAGGGAAAAAGAGCAGCAGCAAAGCUUCUAAAGUUUAGAGUCGAAAGGGACUGAGCUCAGUUUACAGAUCCAGGCAGCCUUUGCUUGGAAGACUUUGACCAGCGUGUUUGUGUGCAAGAAAUGUUCUCAUGACUGGAAUAAGCUAACUUUUUUUUACCUGAGUUCAGAAUUGGCAACCUUCUGCAUUUUCUCGGGCAGCUCAAAGGGAUUCCAGCACUGUUCUCCACUUCAGUCAACUUGACUCCAGUCCUCCUGUUGAACAGUCUGCAUGGUUACGUAUGGCUUAGGCGUUAUGUGGUCUCUAUGGCCUCAUUUUGUUGGACCAUCCAAGAGAGGGAGGGAGGAGGAUUUCCCCAGCACCAAAAAAAUUACCCGUGUGUUCCUUUCAACACAGUAGCUAUAAGGACCCACUUCCUCAUUGCUCUCAGGUUUUCUCUGGGACUAUUUUCAGAAAGAGAGCAUUCCCCCCUCCCUACUUAAAUGGAUGAUUGUGUUACCAUUAAGAAAAAGCAUCUCCAGAGACCAAUCUUUAGAUUAAGAUGUUUAGUGAAACAGCUGGAGAAAGGUGAUGUGAACAUAAUUGAUUUGAAGAAGAAUAUUGAAUAUGCCGCAUCUGUAUUGGAGGCAGUAUACAUUGAUGAAACAAGGAAACUCUUGGAUACAGAUGAUGAACUCUCAGAUAUGCGGACAGAUUCGGUCCCUAUGGAAGUACGGGAUUGGUUGGCUUCCACCUUCACAAGGAAAAUGGGGAUGACGAAAAGGAGGCCUGAAGAAAAACCCAAAUUUCGAAGUAUUGUACAUGCUGUGCAAGCUGGGAUUUUUGUUGAAAGAAUGUACCGAAGGACCUCUAGUAUGGUUGGUUUGGCCUAUCCAUCUGAAGUGAUAACAACUUUUAAGGAUGUUGAUAAAUGGUCUUUUGAUGUGUUUGCUCUAAAUGAAGCAAGUGGAGGCCAUAGCCUAAAAUUUAUGAUGUAUGAACUGUUGAUCCGAUAUGAUCUAGUGAGCCGUUUCAAGAUUCCUGUUCCCAGCCUUAUUUCAUUUGCAGAAACCUUAGAAAAUGGCUACAGCAAACACAGAAACCCCUAUCACAACUUAAUCCAUGCUGCGGAUGUUACCCACACUGUGCACUGCAUCUUGCUUCUCACUGGUAUCAUGCACUGGCUCACUGAACUGGAAAUAUUAGCAAUGAUCUUUGCCGCUGCCAUCCAUGACUAUGAGCAUACUGGGACCACAAACAAUUUCCACAUUCAGACCAGGUCAGAUGUUGCAAUGUUGUACAAUGAUCGUUCAGUUCUUGAAAACCAUCAUGUAAGUGCUGCUUAUAAGAUUAUGCAAGAAGACGAAAUGAACAUCUUGCUAAACUUAAGCAAAGAUGAAUGGAGAGAGCUACGCACCUUAGUGAUCGAGAUGGUCUUGUCUACGGAUAUGUCGGGUCAUUUCCAGCAAAUCAAAACCAUCAGGCACACUCUUCAGGAGACCGAAGGGAUAGACAAAGCCAAAGCCAUGUCCCUGAUUCUACAUGCAGCCGACAUCAGUCAUCCAUCAAAGACCUGGAACCUGCAUUUCCGAUGGACUAAAGCACUGAUGGAGGAGUUCUUCCAACAGGGAGACAAAGAAGCAGAACUAGGCCUACCCUUUUCUCCUCUGUGUGACCGUAAAUCCACCAUGGUAGCACAGUCACAAAUAGGUUUCAUUGAUUUCAUAGUAAAGCCUACCUUUGCCCUCCUUACUGACUCCAUGGAGAAAAUAGUUUUGCCUCUUAUAGUGGAAGCUUCAAAAUCUGAAACUUCUACCAUCACAUCAAGUGAAAAUAAUCCUGGAGGAAGUCAUCUUGAAGUGCAGAAAAAGCUAACUAUUAAAACUUCUACAUGUAGUGGUUUAUCAGCUGUGGAUUUAAAUAGGUUUAAGGAAGACUUGUUUCAGAUUGUACAGGAAAACAAAGACAGGUGGAAAGAUUUAGCAGAAAAAGAACAACCGGCACAAAAUGAGGAUAAGAAGGAGAAGGAGGAGGAGCUGAAAGACUCCAACAGACAGACUUCAGAGUCACACUUAGAGGUCAAUGAGAAUAACCAAUGUUCCAAGGCUGGAGCACAACCCACAGAUUCAUCCUGCACUUCUCUUGUUGCUGAAGCACACUCUUUGAAUUCUCUUCCCUCCAUUCCUGGUUCUGAGACUGAAGCUAAGAUUUCUUUGAAUGCAAAAGGACCUCUGGAAGUAGAACAAGAAAUACAACCUAAUGUCCCACUAAAUGGUAAUACCAUACCACCAAAAAUUUAUCAGGUGAGACCAACCUCAAUGAGAGCCCACAAAAGCCAUGUAAGGAACAGAAACAAGGGGUGCUGCGCAACUAGAUGAACUGUCUCUUAAUUCUUUUGGCUGUUUUGAGAAAGAAAGGAUGAACAGAAGAGAAUGAAAACACCUUCGUUUUCCACAAGACUGUUUACCUUCUCUGACAAAUCAUCCAUGGACCAUCUUCUCUUAUCUGCCGAACUGAGGGACAGAAAUGUUAAAAGCCCUGAGCUGGUAAUUCGGGGCACUUAGAGCAACAUUAAAGAUACAGAUUUUUUUUUAUUCCUUCUUCAGUUUUGGUGUCCUUGUGGUAACUGAAAUACAUUUUCAGCCAACCUAAAAGUGGUUUAUUUUAAUCAAUGAGUCCCGUCAAUGUGUGCUUUAAAAAACAAACAAACCCUGAAUAAGAGACUCCUCAAAAGCCUACUCUUGGUGGAUAAUAGAUUCUGAAUGAUCACGGAUGGUUUCUGGGAUCCCAUGAUGACGUUAAUACAAAUGUUCUUUCUGCAAUCAUCUUGCAUAAUGACAUUCAUGUCUGCUUUGAUACGGUGGAUGGGAUUUCUGAAAAACUGAACUGCUGAAUUCAGGAAUCAUGCAAAGCCUCUUGAAUAAAUGAGUGAGUGUAUUGUUGACAGUGUGUCCUUACAUGAUGACAAUCUGGCAUUAUAGUUUGAUAUGUCAUGUUUUUAAAAAGAAAAAAAAAUCCAGUUAUUUAAAGUUAGUGAAACUGAAUUAGACUAGAAUGUAUGACAAGGUUCAAAUGAGUCUUUGUUGGGAUCCAGGAAGAGGCUUGGAGGUCACGCAUGUACUCUGCAUGCAGAAGGUUUGUUGCAUGCAGAAGGUUCAAGUGAUAACCCUUGGCAUUUCCUGUUAUAAAGGCUGGCCUGAGAUCUCUGCUUGUGAACCUGACGUUCUGCUAUCAGUCAGAAUAAGCAUCCCUAGUCCAGACAGACGGAUAACUUGACUCUCUUCAAUGCUACUUGAUCUACUCAUAUUCAAAGCUCUCUUCCGAGAUAUGCUGUGUGUGUGUUUUGAAUAGAUAAAAGGACCACUGCUUAUAUCAGUCCAUGAUCGUGACUUGCUCAGGACCAUUCUUUGGGCUACACUGUGGAAAUAGUUCAGUCCUGGUCUGCUUGCCACACCAAAGACAAUGUUGUGACUGCAUUGGCUGUACCCCUGGACUGUAACAACUCUGCAUGGUUACAGUGGCACCUCCACAUCUUGGCUUAUUCCAUUUUGAUCCAUUUUAUACUGUCAGGGAUGGUAUAAAAGUAUGACAAAGUCAUCUUCGCUUGUAUCUGUCACUAUGAAAGCCGUAUAUGAGAUGUGCCCAUUAAGUAUGAGGGACUUAAUUUAAGAAAAAGGAUUGAUUGGGUGCACAGAGAAUGAAAACAAAAUGCAUUUUUAUAGUUCUAAAAAAAGUGACUAAAGGCCAGGAUUUUGCAUUUUGUAUGGACUUUGUGCAUUGCAGUAAGCAAAGGACAUUUUAAAUCACAAAGCUGUAUGAUAUACUGUAUAAAGCAAAUUACAAUUCGCCUAAGUUGUUUAUUUCUCUUCAUGUGUGUACAUACGCACACAUGUCCACACAUUGGCUAUUAUCAGGUAGCACCAAGAAUCUAGCUCAUGCACUAUAUCUUCAUGCUUAGCACAAUAGUUUUUUUGUUAUAAUAAUUAAUUUGCUUUAGAAGAAAAGUAGAUGAAAAAUGCAUUCAAUAGACAUGCAUAUUCUGGGGCUAGCCUUAGGACUCACUCAGGAAAACACCCCAGUUCAGACCCUUUGGAGCCCUAUUCUAGACAUCUAUUCACUUCCUCAGCUGAAAUGAAAGAGAUUUUAUGGUUGGAUUGGCUUCACACAGGACAGGAUCCCAUGUGUGUAGAGCAAGUCAUUAGCCUGAGGCACAGAUUUUGCAGAUAACUCUAUUUUGGAGCCUUAUAUAUAUGCUUUACAGUUUUCUUGUGCCACAUCUUUUCUGCAAAAAUAUGGCAACUUCAUUCUGUUAGCUCCCCUGAAUUAUCCCAGUGAAGAGAGAGACAAAAUGCAUGAGUUUAGUUGGAAGCGGGAAGAUUAAUUUGAGCAAGAAACUCUGAAAUUUAUUCCUUGGUAUUGUUUUGAGUGCCAGAUCUUGAUUCUAGAAAGUGGAAAGUGGGGCCUACAAUACAGUGUUCCCUCACUUAUCGCUGGCGUUAGGUUCCAGGACCACCCGCAAUAAGUGAAAAUCUGUGAAGUUGGGGCACCAUGUUUAUUUUAAUAUUUAUACUUUAUUUUAGUAGUUAUACACUAUUUUAAGUCUUUAUCUACCAGUUGUGUGUAGAUAAAUCGCCUCCUUCUCCUCCCGCUGCCGCUUGGGCUCCUUUUCUCUCUGUCGGCUUCUCCUUUCCCUCUUCCUUAGGCUGUAAAUUGUAAUUUUUUAUGAUUUAUAAAAGUCUUUUAGAGUUUAUUGAAAAACUGCAAAACAGCGAAUCUGCGAAAAGUGAACCGCAAAGUAGCGAGGGAACACUGUACAUGUUUUAGUGCAAGAGAGGGAAAACUGCAACCCACUGGUAGUAUGAUGCCUGCUGGGAUGUCUGUUCAUUCCUGUUCAUUCUAUGGAGAAAUGGAUUAGAUGUAAGUCCCAAACUCCUCCCCUGGUAAUAUCACUGGAAAUGUGGUCGCAAGAAGCACAAAAAUAAGAAAUAAAGAUUGUGCGUGGCACUUUAACCAGUACACGGCAAAAGAUUUAACAAAAAAUGAAAUCAUCAUCAUUUGUAGAGGUGGUUAUAGACAAUUCCCAUUCCCUUUUCAGAAAGGAUUACACACAAAAGGUAUCAGUUUUGAGAGUCUCAGCUUGAGUCCAUCUCUUAGAGCUGAUGAAAUGGAGAAAAAUGCUGGUAUAUACUUGAGAAAAGUGCAUUAGCAUUUGAAAAAGUUACUUGGAGAAAUGGGAAACAUUUCAAACAGUCAUUUUUUCAGACUAUAAAGUCACAGAACUGUGCAACCAGAAAGAAGGAGGGAGAUUGUCCCCUCCUUCUUCCAUGUCAUGUGGGUGCCCCUUUCUGAUAUUAGUAGAGACAUUUACAAUGAUCAGGAGCUCAAGUGGAGCUCUGUGGCUAAAACAGAACGGCAGUAGUAACAUGGAGGUGAGAUGUAUGUAGACUGCCCCAAGGGAACAGAUGUGCUCCCGGCCCACCUGAACAACAGAUGUAGAUUUGGCACCCACAUGCCAGACCUAGGGCUGCUCCUGAGCAUAUUUUCAAUGAAAAUAUGAGCCCAGCAAUCAAAGUUGCAGUUCAAUAAUGGGAUGGGGUUUACAUAUUGUUCACAUGUUGCCUAAUUCUGAAACAAUCACUCUGCCUUCUUCUCCAAGUCAUUCUGAAAAGGCAACAACAUAUAAGUCUCCUGGAUUUCAUUUGCUUGGAAAAACUCCUAGUGGUGAACGCUUACUGAAUUUUAGGAAAAGAGCAUUUAUAUUUGGUUUUUAGAAAUCUUGUUAUAAAGGAUGGACUGUCUCUUUGUGUUACCAUUCCAAGUCAUGUUCCUCCCAAGAGUGCUGUAGUAGGGGGUGAGAAGUGUUUGUGGGAAAUGUACACAGGGCCACAGCCCACCCCCUCACCCCAUUUCCAGUAUUAAGGUGAAAAAGUGCUUCUUUUUUUUGCCCCCAAGAAAAGACCAAAUAGAGGAAGGGGAAAGGAUGAAUCCAUCUUGCAAUGGUCCAGAGUGGAAUGGUAGUAGCUUUUGGUACAGAUAUUAAGUCCUCCUUGCAUGUAUCUUUGAAGUUCCUAUACAGUAAGGGAAUUGUGCAUAUAUCUUUUCUUGGUUUUGCAAGCAUUUAUCUGCCUUGCCUCAUCUGGCCUUUCCUUAGCACCCGUAUUUAGAGUGCCUUUUCUCUUCCAAAGCCAUGUGACACUGGGAUGUAACUAGUUUUGUUCAUUGGAAUUUUAUGUGGGCUGACCACAGGAUUCAGGGAACCUUAAGCACAGUAGGCUCUAAUGAGUCUUCUGCUCUCUAAGGACUUCAUCACAUUGAGACUGGGAUUUGCCACUCAUCAUGGCGAAUCCGGCAGGGCCUGGAUCACCUCUCACCCCGCAUCUCCCUCCUUGCCUUUCACCUCAUCCCAGAGGGAGAAGUGUCGCUACCUAACUUCCCUUCAUUGUUUCCUAUGCAACACAGGAAGCCUCCCGUGUUGCCACCGCUGCCUCCUGUGACACUUCAACUUCACUUGAGGCAUGGAGCCCCGCCAGGAGUAGAUCAGUGUCAUGUGAUGGGAGCCAGCAGGCUCCGUACCUCAAACAAAGUCGAAGCGUUGUAGAAUGAGAAAUUUUGCCCUUCUGAUGAGGUGGUAAGAAAGAGCCUAGGCUUGUCUACAGGCAGACUCCAAGUUAUGAACAGGUUCUGUAGGUUUGCUCUUAAGUUGAAUGAGUAUGUAAGUUGGAACAGGUACAUUUUUUAAGUUUAAUUCCAUAUAUGUGUGUGUGUGUGUGUGUGUGUAUAGAAUUACACUUACAGUAGAGUCUCGCUUAUCCAACGUAAACGGGCCGGCAGAACGUUGGAUAAGCAAAUAUGUUGGAUAAUAAGGAGAGAUUAAGGAAAAACCUAUUAAACAUUAAAUUAGGAUAUGAUUUUACUAAUUAAGCACCAAAACAUCAUGUUAUACAACAAAUUUGACAGAAAAAAGUAAUUCAAUACACAGUAAUGCCAUGUAGUAAUUACUGUAUUUAUGAAUUUAGCACCAAAAUAUCAUGAUGUAUUGAAAACAUUGACUACAAAAAUUUGUUGGAUAAUCCAGAACAUUGGAUAAGCGAGUGUUGGAUAAGUGAGACUCUACUGUAUUUAUUUCCACAUAUAUUAACAUACCAGAAACUUCCUAUAUAUAUAUAUAUAUAUAUAUAUAUAUAUAUAUAUAUAUAUAUACACACACACACACACACACACACACACACACACACACACACACCAUAGGGAAUGGUUAACACCCCUGUGGUGUUUAUUUUGCUCUCUGUGCCCCUGUUCAGAAGAUUUCACCUCACUUUCUGUCCCUGUAAUAAUUGAAUUUUGAACCAAAAAGCUUGUUGUGGAAACAUUGAUUGAUGAUCAAGCUUCAGUGGAGACACCUUUUCCCCAUGAUAACUUUUUCAGGAGUGAAUGUCCCUUCCUAGGAGUAGAUUUCUCUUACUUCAUGUUGUCUCACCCCUGUUUUUAACUUAACUAAGAGUUGUUUGUUAGUUGGAGGUUUGUAACUCGGGGACUGCCUGUAUAUGGGUUCAUGCUCCUGGCUGUCUUCAUGAUGUUCAAUUAUUUCUACUACUUUUUGCAGGGUAAACUGUUUUAGCUUCGUGUUAAGGAAAGUAUGUGAAUAUCACCAGAAUUUGGCUGAAAAUCCAGAGCUAUGCCAUAGUUUGAGCACAGGACCACUGUUGUCAAUAUUUUCAAGAUGUUGAAACAAUUAUGUUAUGUGUCAAAGAGCCCUCUAUCACUGCAGAUAAGAACAUUUGUGGCCAUUCUUUAAUUCACUACUACUACUACUACUACUAAUUUUGCUUUAUUCUGAGUUUGCAGCUGCUAUCCUAUCCAGAAGUAGCCUCCCACCCACCCAAAUGUAUUUGUGACUGCAAAUGCUGUCAACAUCGAUUGGAAACAUCCCAGAUCCUCAAUGUUAACGCACACUAAAUAGCUAGGAGAGAUAAGGCCUUAAUUAGAUACCCUAACCAUUAUGGUAAGUGCUGAAAUAAAAUAGGAAAUUACUUGACAAAAUUGCCAAUCCCUUCACCAAACUAAAACCCCUGGAAAUCUUUAGGGGUUCUUAUAUAAAAACUGUAAAAGUCUGUGAUGUACUUUAGGCCUUACAAUGAUGUGUUGCAACAAGCACACACCCCACAAAGGCCUUAUGGGAAGUGUAUUCUAUUCCAUAACAAGGAACUGGUUAAGGAAUCAUAAUGUCCAACAUUUAUUUUGUAUAUUUAUCUUGAGAUAUACAGUGUACUUUGUAAUAUAAUCAUAUUGGAUUAUACUUUGGGGCAUUUUUAGAACUUUAAUUUUCAAUGUGGGCAGCCAUCACGGGAUAUACGGGGGCUAAUUUUUCUUCUGCUGUAUUUGCCUAUGAUAAGAUGGCUAAAUAAAUUAUAUUGCAAGGCAAUGUCUGUAAAUAUUGAAAUGUUGAUAUCAUUGCUCUAUAUAAGAAAAACAAUUUGGUCACUGCCUAUUGCUGUGUUUGGCAAAACUGAUGCAACUAUAAUAUAUAUUAUAAAAAUGCAAUUGGUU
This is a messenger RNA of Anolis carolinensis (green anole), 10957 nucleotides long. It is a transcript of the gene pde1a, whose product is annotated as phosphodiesterase 1A. Gene Ontology annotation, cellular component: neuronal cell body. Gene Ontology annotation, molecular function: calmodulin-activated 3',5'-cyclic-GMP phosphodiesterase activity. Gene Ontology annotation, biological process: signal transduction. The record is from RefSeq and is a predicted model, not a curated record. The transcript has 16 exons. NCBI's taxonomy places the organism in Eukaryota, Metazoa, Chordata, Lepidosauria, Squamata, Anolidae. The coding region runs from base 2914 to 4788 and encodes 624 amino acids.